Messenger RNA from Elaeis guineensis (African oil palm), 1513 nucleotides. Its product is annotated as transcription factor BC1. Gene Ontology annotation, molecular function: protein dimerization activity; DNA-binding transcription factor activity. NCBI's taxonomy places the organism in Eukaryota, Viridiplantae, Streptophyta, Magnoliopsida, Arecales, Arecaceae. Gene Ontology annotation, cellular component: nucleus. Gene Ontology annotation, biological process: regulation of DNA-templated transcription. The record is from RefSeq and is a predicted model, not a curated record.
UGCUCCUCUGAUCUCUCCUCCUUGGCUUUUAGAAUCAAUCCUCAGCUCUCCACAAUGGAAGCCUUCUCAUACGAGCAGCACUACCCUUUCCUUCUAGACUCUCCUAUCCUUCCACCCACCCCCUUUGAGAUGUCCCUGCCCAUACAGCAAGUUGGAGAGAUGAACAAUAACUCCCCUUCUUGCUUCCCCUACUAUUUCUCAGCUGAAGCCAUCCUAGGGGUCUCAUCUGUUGAUGCCAGAGCCUAUGAGAGCAGCAGCUCUCUUGACACUGCCACAAAAGCUCCUUCAGUUGAGAGUCAGAUUGCUCCUCCAUCAGUGGUAAUUGAAUCCCAUGAUGAGAAGGUUCCCAAACACCAAGGCUCCAUGGAGAAGAAAAGAAAGAAUGGUGACAAGACUUGCUCGAGUUCUGGUCGAUCCAAAAAUGUCAAGGAAAGCAAGAGUGGCAAGCAGAGAAAACGCAAUUGUGAAUUGAAGGGAAAAGAGGAGAAGAAGCCCAAAUGUGAUGAUUUGAAGGCCACAGAGGCUGGCGAAGAGCCCCCUCCAGGGUACAUUCAUGUAAGAGCAAGGAGAGGUCAAGCUACAGAUAGCCACAGCCUUGCAGAAAGGGUCAGAAGGGAGAAGAUAAGUGAGAGGAUGAAGAUGUUGCAAGGUCUUGUCCCUGGCUGUGAUAAGGUUACUGGAAAGGCACUCAUGCUGGACGAGAUAAUUAACUAUGUGCAAUCUUUGCAGAACCAAGUUGAGUUUCUUUCCAUGAAGCUUGCUUCUACAAAUCCCUCGUUAUAUGACUUUGGGGUGGAUCUUGAUGACUUCAUGGAUAAACCAGAGAAAAUGGAGAACAUACCACAUCAACUGACACUUGUGAACCCAACCACUCACUUUCAGCCUACAGCUUUUGAUAAUGCUACAAAUAACUACCAAAUGAUAGAUCCUCCUGUGCCUCUUCUACUACAUUGCCAGGGACCCACUGCCUUUCCUCAGGAUGGUGGCAGUUUUAUGAUUCAGGUGGGAGAACAAAGACAACCAAUUCUCGAUCAAUUUGAGCACAACAACAUGAGCUCUUUUCAGUAGAUUAAAAAAUAGCCUUUGAUACUCUUGACAAACAGUACUGUGGCCACAUAACAUCACAAUAGACCCAGAUGGAUAGCUCUCGUUGCUCUUGAAAUGGUUUUCGCCCACAAUGCCUAGCUCUCAAUCCAUUUGAAUAAGAGUUUCCUUCCAGAGUUUGCUCUAAAUUUGUGAAACAAAGGCAAAGUCAGGGCAUGGAAAAACCAAGAGUUCAGACCGUAUCUGCAGUAGAUUCAUGCACAAAUACCAAGAGACGAUGCCUGAUGUUACACUUAAAAAGAAUAAUAAGAAAUUUUAAAAAAAAUUAUUUUAUUUUUGUUGUAUCCUCAGUUUUACAUAGAGAGAGACAGAGAGCUGAAGGGUCCUUGUAUCACAGGAAGCUUACAAGGCUGGCCACUGACAUAAGAUUUCUUUGCUGCUUUCUUUUUUUUUUUUUUUGUAACUUUUU